CGACGCGAUUUUCCAACGGUAUUCGUAUCAAAUGCAAAUAUGUCUGGGUCUGGAAGAGUCCGAACUUGUGAUGCUGCAUUUGGAUUCCAAAAAAAUUUGUAUUGCAUAAGCAGCAAAGGGAAUGCAAUUUUGGCUAUGCAGAGAGGGCAUUUGCCAUGCGGAAUAGGCAUCGCGAAGCCCUGAAGAAGUCUGUAAUGCUAGGGCAUGCAUCACAGACAUCAUGGCCCAAGGAAAACGUGCAUGACAAGUCUGCUCAGAAUGUUCCAGACCCAGACAUUUUUGCAUUUCAUAAUUCGCAGGCCAGCACGAUAGCCCAGUUUGUUGAGUUCAUGGUGUUCAUCGUGCGCCAGGUUUCUGUAUGCAUUGCAAAAGUAUCGUACUCGUAUAAAUGCAUAUACAAAUUUCCUUAGCAUGAGAAAUAAAAUUUGUGAUGCGGCUUUAGCCUAAGAACAAGAUUUGUAAAUGCAUGUUUGCAAAAAUUACUACGAGUGCGAUACUUUUGCACAGGAUAUUCUGCCAUGCCAGCGGAGUUCACGCGCGUGGUGGCUGCGGCGGUGAGUAGUUUUUGCCAGGAGAUUCAGA
Messenger RNA from Amoebophrya sp. A120, 582 nucleotides. Lineage: Eukaryota; Dinophyceae; Syndiniales; Amoebophryaceae. The record is from the annotation of a GenBank genome assembly.